GCUAGGGUCAGCCCACUUAAUAAAUACCAAGCGCCGCGGAUUGAUGCUGAGGUCCUAACCCCCUCCCCUAUAGACAGACACAGAGCUUUAAAUAGAACCUUACUGUCAUUGGGACUUUGUUUUAUCCGCACUGCAUCUAACGUUACGGCAAUCCUGCAUUUUUUCAUAACGUUUUGAAGCUCUCGAGAAAGUGAAGAUGCCCAGCAAGAGAAAGAAGAACAAGCGCCGAAUGAGGAGAGUUCAGGGCCAAAGAAGCGCCCUAGAGGACCAGCAUGGCUCUUUUGGAAAGGGGGCCCAAGGAGUUUGUGCAGUCUCUGCCCCAGUUACCACACGGGUUUCAGUCGCUAAAACCUCUCAGCCAUCUCCUGUGGUUCAAGUUAAAACUCAUGUGGCAGCGGUUGACCCGGUUGAAGUUCCAGCUGAAAUUCCUCCUGAAGAACCAAUUGUGGAAGAGGAGAUCCCAGCCACAGUUGAGAUUAAAGAUGAUGUGUUGAAGGCUGCAGAGGAAUCUACAGAAGCUCCAGUGGACCCCGCUGUAGAGGAACAACCUGUGAUUGAAACAGCAGAAAGUGUCACAGAUCCAGUAACAGAGGUCACAGCAUCUAUAGACGAAGCAUUGCCCAUCCCAACAGAAUCUGAGACACAUGUUGCAGCUGAACCCGUCGAAACACCUGAGCGUGAAGUUGAAGCUGUUACUGAGACUCCUGCAGGGGAAUCAUUGGUGAUACCUGCGGAGAAAGAAGCUGCAGCUGAAACAAUAUCUUCAGUUAAACCUCCAACAGGAGGACCGGCGGUUGACGUUGAGCCUGUAGUUGAAGCUUCAGUAGACAUCAACAAGCCUGUUGUUGAGGUUGUGGAAGAACCGGCUGUUGAAUUGGAGGUCACGAGAGUUGAUGCCGAGCCUGUGAAUAUCGACACAGUCACAGAAGUCAAAGAGGGUGCAGAUGCAAUACCUGAACCAGAAAAAGUUCCAGUGAAAGCUGCAGUUGAACCAGAGCCUGAGCAACAGGCAGCCCCACUGGAAGAACACACGCCUUCGGUUGAGUCCACUUGCGGUCCUGUCGCUGAAGGUUUUAUUGUGACCGAGUCGUCUUUUGCUGUUGAAGCUGCUAUUCCAGAGACACAGAUUCCUGACACAACAACAGAAGCCCCAGAGGUAUCAUCACAGAUGCUGACAGAAACACUUCCUGCUCCUGAGACUGUGCUUGUGCCAAAGGUGAUUAUCAAUUCUCAAGAUGAUUUUAUGGCACAAGUAGAAACAGAAGCCAAAAAGGACUUUGUGGAUGUCAGCCUCACUGUAGACACCAUGAAUGGAUGUCUGGCAGGUUCUGAAGUUGCAAUUGAAGGUUGAAGUGUCUAUGGACCUGAAAGUACCGCUCCAACAUGAAAGUUUGCAAAGUGCCUUUUCGUGGUGGUACUCAUCAACAAAUUUAUGACGAUAUGUGGCUGUUCUUCAGUGAUGGAUUUUGAUAGAUUUUAUUCUUAUGCUUCUAACUCAUUUCCAAAUGCAUGUACAAUAGAUUUGCCGAUGCCAUGCAAACAUAGUUCAAAAUGGUUGAGUAUUGCAGAUUUUUAUGUUUGUACUUGGGAAUGUCGUAUUUGUUUAAUUUGAUCAAAUGAUUUGGAGUGGAGAGCUUUCUAAAGAGAGCACAGUUUUAUAUGAUAACCCCACACCAUUUACAUGUGGCUUUUCCAAACUUUUAAUAAAGGGAGACUAUUUGCUAUCCUCAA
Triplophysa dalaica is the source of this 1731-nucleotide messenger RNA. RefSeq lists its product as uncharacterized. The record is from RefSeq and is a predicted model, not a curated record. The transcript has 11 exons. Lineage: Eukaryota; Metazoa; Chordata; Actinopteri; Cypriniformes; Nemacheilidae. The coding region runs from base 197 to 1351 and encodes 384 amino acids.